Molecule: messenger RNA, 1686 nt
Organism: Trichomycterus rosablanca
Lineage: Eukaryota; Metazoa; Chordata; Actinopteri; Siluriformes; Trichomycteridae
Gene: tbcelb
Product: tubulin folding cofactor E-like b
Exons: 9
Coding region: 314-1612 (432 amino acids)
Molecular function (GO): protein binding
Source: RefSeq, a predicted model, not a curated record
UGAUUCCCCACUCUGUUCAAUCGGCAACAAAAACAACAGAGAGAGAGAGAGAGAGAGCGAGAGAGAGAGAGAGAGAGAGAGAGAGAGAGAGACAGAGACAGCGAGACAGCAGGGUGUCGUGUAUGCUAAAUGGGGCAACCCGGUCCCAGACCUGAUUGUCCUCAGGGCCAGAUUUAGGCUCCAAUCUUAUCUGAAUGUCUGAGUUUCAACAAGUGUCCCAAAUACACAACACAGCAGUUGUGUAACUGGUUGGCAUCUAAAACUGGACUACAUCAGGACUUUCAAGCUGUAAGGAGAAAGGAGGAAAGUAGAAAUGGAGGUUGAUAUGGAUCUGGAGGACGAAGGCGGUCGCACUCUAGUUCAGGUCAUCAGUGAGAAGUACAACCCUGACAACUUCCCAUACUGCCGUGGACCUGGUGCUGGAGUGGUGAUCCGCACCAGUCCUCAAGGUUCGCCUGUCAAAGAUCGUGUGAAUCUGCCCAGUGUGCUGGUUCUGGAUGGCUGUGGAAUAAGUCAGGCUGGAGACGAUGAGGAAGUGGCUACGUUCUGCGCUCAUGUGGUGGAGUUGGACCUGUCUCACAACCAGUUCAAAGACUGGGGAGAGAUCAGUAAGAUCUUGUCGAACAUCCCUCACCUGGACUUUCUGAAUCUGAGUAUGAAUCCUCUGAGUGGAUCCAACCUGGAACCUGGAAAUGCAGAAGCUUUCUCAGGCCUCCGCCGCCUCGUCCUCAAUAACACACAGAUCUCCUGGGACAUGGUGCACACGAUCACCCAAGAAAUUCCAGAGCUGGAGGAGCUCUUCCUGUGUCUGAAUGAGUAUGAGCGUGUGAACAUGUCUCGGGUGCCCUGCCCAUCUCUGCGCCUGCUGCACAUUACUGAUAAUCAGCUGCAGGAGUGGAGUGAGGUACGCAAGCUGGGCAUCAUGUAUCCACGCCUGUCAUCACUCAUCCUCGCCAACAACUCACUUUACAACAUCCACGAGGCAGAGGACUCCCUGCAGCGCCUGUUCCCGAAUUUGCGCAGCAUCAAUUUGCACAACUCAGGUCUGAGUAGCUGGGAGGACAUUGAGCAACUGAAUUCUUUCCCAAAGCUGCAGGAGGUCCGUCUGAUGGGCAUUCCACUACUGCAGCCCUACACGGACCAGGAGAGACGCUAUCUCAUUGUAGCACAUUUGCCUUCUGUGACCAUUUUGAAUGGCAGUGUGGUGACAGACGGAGAAAGAGAGGAUGCAGAACGCUUUUACAUCCGUUACCACCUGGACUGCCCUGAAGAUGAAUUACCACAGAGGUUCCACACACUCAUGGCACGUUACGGUCGCCUGGAGCCUCUGGCAGAGGUGGAUCUGCGUCCGCUGAGCUGUGCCCAGGUCGAGAUACGUUUCGGUGACCACAGUAAACAGCUGGAGCUCCGGCUGGACCAGACCGUUGCCGACCUGAAGAAACAGCUCAGGCCUGUCAUACAGCUGCCAGCCAACAAGAUGCGCGUCUACUACAUCGACAGGCAGCUGGGAUAUGCACUAGCACCUCAGGAGCUAAAAUACGGAGGACGAGCCCUCCAUUCCUACAGCAUACGGGAUGGAGAUGAGAUCCUGGUGGUGCCCAAGACUCAGUGAAGCAAGAGAUACAAUCAGCUGGACUACGAUUAGAAAAAGGGACCAGAUGAUAAUAAAUCAUUUUAAACUCUUGA